Messenger RNA from Durusdinium trenchii, 1120 nucleotides. Lineage: Eukaryota; Dinophyceae; Suessiales; Symbiodiniaceae. The record is from the annotation of a GenBank genome assembly.
CGAAACUCAGUGUUGAAGGGUUGAUUGACCUGCCGACCUGAUCCACCGAUGACGGCUUCGUUGGAUGAAUUGAAGCAGGCCUUGAUUCAGACCUUGGAAACUCGCGGUGUCUUGGGACAGGUGAAGGCGAAGGUUCGCGCGGAGAUCUUCGCUGCUCUAGAUGACGAGAAGGUGCAGCGCCCGAACUUGCCACGUGAAAAUGCGUUGAUCAAUGAGCUGAUCAGGGAAUACUUGGAGUACAACGGGUACUAUCACACAUUGUCUGUGCUCUUACCAGAAACUGGCCAUCCAGAGGAGCGGCAAUUUGGCCGGAACUUCAUGGCAUCCGAGUUGCGAAUCCGAGAGGAUGAAAGCAGCAGGGCGCUUCCGUUGAUCUAUGGCCUGGUUCGAGCAGAAGCAGCCCGUAUCGAGGAAAGCCCUCCUGGUCCUGCUGACGAGCUUCCCAUGAGACUCAUCCGAUUUGCCACAUCUUUCAAUCUUUUCGAUUUGCCAUGUUCUUCAAAUUGCAUUUUCGACCUGUUACGCCUCCUUUCGCAGGUUGUCCAGUUGUCGGCUUCUCUCAUCCGCUUCGCUUCACUAUCGGUUUUGAAUCCAGUGUUUCGCACACAAGAGUUUUAAGGAAGGACAAUUUGCAGUUGCCAGGCGAUGAAUUUGCAGAUUCCGCCCGUGAUGCUCGACCCCUUGACAUGCAUUCUAGAGACUUGUUCGUUUGAUUGCCCUCUGGACCUUCAGGUGGAUGUGGAGCAUUUACGACCCAUGAUCAUACGGGCAAACGAUUAAGGGUACUGCUUGGAAAUGAAGAGAUGAGAUUCUGAGCAUGGAGAGAUUGACUCACAUUUUCAUGAUAGGACAGUAGGUCUAGUGGGUGGUGUAGCUCACGUCCACAAGUGACAUUCAGUGAGCUUGUUGCUGGAGCUGCAACGGGGUGCAAUGGGGUGCAACGGAACAAAAUGGAACGCGGCGUCGAUCCUGUGCGAAGAUUCUUUCGAAAGUAUACUGUUGCACUCGUGGUAUAGAUAUGCUGUAGGAGAUACGAAGCCACAAAGCAAAAGAGGACAAGAAGGAACGGCAAAGAAAGAAACGAAAGCAAAAGAAACAUACAGCAACAGAAGAAAGACGG